AUGCGCUUCAUUAACGACACGCAAAAGGAUUGGGUUAGAGACACUUUUUACUUGGAUGUCUUCGGGGUGGAUAAUUGCCGAGGAGAGAGGAUUAAUAGCACUCUCGGUGAAGAAGAAGAGAAGAUUGGCAGAGAACGCAUGAAAAAGUGCGAAAACUGGAGGGAUUUUGAUGACGUGGUGUCGAUUUACGCCGUAAAUCCACACAAAACAGCUUUGAAGCUGCUUUUGUCAUCAUCAGACUCGCCUAACCUGGAAAGCGGGAGUUCGGUGUCGAUUUACGCCGUAAAUCAACGCAGAACUGCUCUAAUCCUUCUUUUGGCAUCAUCAGAUUGUUGGAAAACAGAGAAAUCUGACUUUGAUGUCGGUUUACGCUACGAACGAGACACUGUGCAGAAGAAGACGUUCACGAAAUGGGUCAACAAGCACUUAUCAAAGACGGGUCUCAAAGUGGACGAUCUAUUCGUUGAUCUUCGUGAUGGAUAUGCACUGAUUGCACUGUUGGAAGCAUUGACCGGCGAGCGAAUUCAAAAAGAGAACGGCUACACACGAUUUCAUCGUAUCCAAAAUGUGCAGUAUUGUCUCGACUUUUUGAAGAAGAAAAAUAUCAAAUUAGUGAACAUCCGACCGGAGGACAUUGUCGAAGGCAACGGAAAACUGACACUCGGCCUCAUCUGGACGAUCAUCCUCAACUUCCAGGUCUCAGUUAUCCGACAACGUCUUCUGAUGGAGUCACAACACGAGCAAAUGAGUGGUGGUGCACACACGUCCAACUCACAGGUCCCGUUUUACGCUAUUAACAUGUCUCCAUUCAAAUUUCAGAAGGGGUUCAGCAGUGUGCAAAAAUUGAGAUAUUUCGGAUAUUUUUAUUCAAAAAAAUAUUAA
This is a messenger RNA of Caenorhabditis remanei, 882 nucleotides long. RefSeq lists its product as uncharacterized. The transcript is spliced from 5 exons. Gene Ontology annotation, biological process: nuclear migration. The record is from RefSeq and is a predicted model, not a curated record. Bases 1 to 882 code for a protein of 293 amino acids. Gene Ontology annotation, molecular function: actin filament binding. Gene Ontology annotation, cellular component: cytoplasm; nuclear outer membrane; meiotic nuclear membrane microtubule tethering complex. Lineage: Eukaryota; Metazoa; Nematoda; Chromadorea; Rhabditida; Rhabditidae.